This is a messenger RNA of Rana temporaria (common frog), 1329 nucleotides long. Its product is annotated as PRKCA-binding protein-like. Bases 80 to 1282 code for a protein of 400 amino acids. Gene Ontology annotation, biological process: regulation of Arp2/3 complex-mediated actin nucleation; positive regulation of receptor internalization; intracellular protein transport. Gene Ontology annotation, cellular component: neuron projection; postsynaptic early endosome; trans-Golgi network membrane. Gene Ontology annotation, molecular function: phospholipid binding; protein domain specific binding; protein kinase C binding. NCBI's taxonomy places the organism in Eukaryota, Metazoa, Chordata, Amphibia, Anura, Ranidae. The record is from RefSeq and is a predicted model, not a curated record. The transcript is spliced from 2 exons.
CAUCAUUUCCUGUCUUCUAUAUAGACUUCCUGUCUGGGUCGAAGUGAGGUUGUGCGACAGCCGAACAUAAGAAAGCAAAAUGUUUUCAGAGUAUGAUUACGACCUCGAUGAAGACAAACUUGGGAUCCCAACUGUCCCUGGCACAGUGACCCUGAAGAAAGACUCCCAGAGCGUUAUCGGGAUAAGCAUUGGUGGAGGAGCCCAGCACUGUCCUUGUCUUUACAUCGUGCAGGUGUUUGACAAUACUCCCGCCGCUCUAGAUGGGACCAUUGCAGCUGGAGAUGAAAUCACCGGGGUGAAUGGAAAGUCGGUGAAAGGGAAAACUAAAGUCGAGGUGGCCAAAAUGAUUCAAAACGUUAAGGCGGAAGUAACCAUUCACUACAACAAGCUCCAGGCCGACCCCAAGCAGGGAAAGACUCUGGACAUUGUACUCAAGAAGGUGAAGCAUCGCCUGGUGGAGAACAUGGGUUCAGGCACUGCUGAUGCCCUUGGUUUGAGUCGUGCCAUCCUGUGCAACGAUGGUCUGGUGAAAAAGCUGGAGGAGUUGGAGAAAACCUCUGAGUUUUAUAAAGGCAUGAUGGAGCACACCAAACGUCUUCUGCGAGCAUUUUUUGAACUCUCAAAAACACAUCGAGCUUUUGGUGAUGUGUUUUCCGUCAUCGGAGUUCGAGAGCCUCAACCGGCCGCGAGUGAAGCUUUUGUUAUGUUUGCUGAUGCACACCGCAGCAUUGAAAAAUAUGGUAUUAACCUUUUGAAGACCAUAAAACCAAUGCUGAACGACCUAAACACCUACCUUAACAAAGCCAUUCCCGACACCAAGUUAACAAUCCGGAAGUACCUCGAUGUGAAGUUCGAGUACCUGUCAUACUGCUUGAAGGUAAAAGAGAUGGACGACGAGGAGUACAGUAGCAUAGCAAUGGCGGAGCCUCUUUACCGUGUUGGCACCGGGAAUUAUGAGUAUCGGUUGAUCUUGAGGUGUCGUCAGGAGGCCCGCUCACGUUUCGCAAAAAUGAGGAAAGAUGUCUUAGAAAAGAUCGAACUCCUGGACCAAAAACACGUUCAAGAUAUCGUAUUUCAGCUCCAGCGCUUUGUCUCUGCCAUGUCUAAGUAUAAUGACCAGUGCUACGAAGUCCUGAAGGAAGCAGAUAUAUUUCCUAUUGAGGUAGAUCUGGCCCACACAACUCUCGCCUAUGGCCAGGGGGAUGCUUUUGGGGGUGAAGAUGGAGAGCUGGAGAAAAAGAAAGAAACGGAUACCGAGGAGAAACUGAUUGAUGAUGAAUAGACUUUGAGCAGGGGUCAUCAACCCUGUCCUUUAGGGCCCACUAACAG